UACAAUCCGUUAUUUUUUUCAUUAACACGCAUACGUGCGUACUCCGUAAACUGUUCAAUUUCUCUCUUAGUGUAUAAAAUAGAAAUUUUUUACACACUAACUCAUGGAUAAGAUAUGAAAAGCGAUGAGAUUGCAAUCGAAAACAUUUCCGAAGUAAAAACUGUCAUUUUAUCUUCGCCGCGGAAAGGACAGGUAAUUAACGCUGUGUCCGAGGGAGCUCAAGCGUCCGGUUCCAGCAACUCCAGCGACAGUUCGCCCUCCGAUCUCAGGAGACGACUUCAGGACUUACCGUCGCCGGACGAGUUCGAUCUUGUUGCCGAUCGUGUGGCCGCGCUCGGUCGACGUAUCUGCCGUAAACGCGAGCUUUUCUUACGUCUGCAGGGAGUGGCGGGCCGAAUCGAGGAGAAGGACGAGUGGGAAGAGAGGGAAUCGACGACAGGAUCCGGGAGCUCCUUGACCAGACUGAAAGACGCGCGAGCCCGAAGAAGGGCGCGAGCUCGCUUUUCGGAAAGUUCGUUCGACAACAAAGCGAUGGUGAUUUCGCAAGCUGGCAAAUCGAGUGCCAGCGAGUUUUCUGCCGAUCGAUCGACACGCGAUAACGAUUAUUUGCACUUGCCCGCGAUCGAAAUGUCCCGAAGACAAUACCGAUCCUCUUCCGUGUCCGAACCGUGCUCAACGCGUUUGUCCCAUCAGAACAGAGACGAACCGAACGAAAUUAGAAUCAACAGAUAUCGGAACUUCACGUCCCGCGAUCACGACGAGUCGAAAUCGGCCGAUCUUCCGUCGGUCUCGUCGUUUUCCAUCAGCAAAAUUCGACCGAAAAAAUUCGGAGGAUAUCGCCCGUCGUCCGGUGUCGUCGUGAAGAACCUGAGCUCCGAGAGCUCCGAAUCGGAAUCGGCCGCCAACGAAACCAAUCCCGUCCGAAACAUUGACGAUGCGACCUUGGAACUAUCCUCGCCGGAAUCUAAAGUCGUUAACGGACCCGUGAAGAAGAUGCCUAUUAUGUCCGCGAGAAGCGACAUCACGGAGUCGAUACUGCCGAGUCUUUUGCCGUCGGCACGAUCGUAUCACGAUCGUCCGGUUUUUCAAGACGCUCCGCGAAACUGCGCCGCCGAGCGAAUAAGCGACGUAAGGAAAAAGCCGUCACGAGACGUGUUGUUAUUCUCCGCGAGAAAUUUCACGUCGGAUUCGGAGGAACUAGUGACGAGCGCUCGCGACGAAAAAAUGCGAAUCAAAGACAACGUUAGACGAGCCAUAUCGGAGUUGGAAGACAAACUCAGAGCCUAUGACGAGGGACUCGAGAGUUGUCGCAUUUUCGCACCGCGAGCGCACGACAAUCAAGAUCUUAAUCCUUCGACAAAUCGGUCCGAUCUCGAAGGCGAUUAUUCCGAAAAUAUUGACGACGAUGUUCGCGAUGACACUGAGAAACGGAAUCAAUCGAAGAAUACUUACGCAAAAAAAGUCGAGAACACGCCGCGUUUAUUCGAAGAGAAAAUUAAAAACGACGCUACGGAAGACGCGUUGUCUCAAGCCUCGGAUGCGAUUCAGAGCGAGAAUCGCAGUCAAUCGUCGUGCGCGGCGAAAUAUUUGCAGAAACCCACGUCGAGCGGAAGAUCCAAGAACGGCGGCGCCGAUUUACACGGCAGAUGCGAUCAGGAGAUUAAUCGCGUGAUAAACGUUCCCACGCUCGCGUUAGACUCGCAAGAUAUUUCGUACUCGACGUCGGCAGGCAGCCGAGAAUGUUCCGUUACCCAAUCUCUCGACCCUCGCGCGCUGAUCAAAGCCUUAUCAACCGUAUCUCUAAAACAAGAGGAAAACGUUUCGAGGAAACUCGAGCGCUUUUCUCGCAACGAUAAGAUCGAUACGUCGGACUUUUCCACGAAAGGAGAAACGUGGCGCGUACCGAGAUCAUCGAGUACCGAGUUAUCCGCCAAAUCGUUGUCGCGCGCUCCUUCCAGGAUACCCGUCAGGAUCUCGAGCAGCAAGCUCGCCUUAUCGGCCAGUGGCGCGAGCAAACCAUCGGGAUUUUUUAAACAACCGGAGAAUUCGAACGCGGUCGCGAGCGACGAGAAAGCGAAAUUCACCGAUCGGAAUGGAAUUCAGAAGAAACGUGUCGUCGCUCGUCAGCGAUCGGAAGUGGAGUUGCUUUAUUGUCAGACUCGCGAACGGGAUUCCUCGUUGGAAUCCAAUGCGAAUGAGAACGUUGAGGCGAGCGACGAAGAGAUGGAAUACGAAGCCAACGGUUACAAGCCGAGAGGCUUUUCGACCGUUUCGAAUCGGCGAAGUGUCACGUACGAUGACUGCGUCACUUACGAGAAGACGCAACGUUCGUCGGAGACCGAAUUCGGAGCGGAUAGCAAAACAAGUUGCCCGCCUGUGUUUUUUACCAAACCGACGUAUUCUGAUAAUCGUCAUCAAGAUUGCGCGAAGAUCGAUGCGCGAUCGAAUCGGAGCACGUCCCGGGAAAGUGCGAUAACCGCAAACGUCACGAGCGCCACCGAAUCGCCGUGUUUGUCGAGAUACAAGAAGAACGAAUCGCGUUAUGUCGAAUCGUCGAGAAAUAUAGAAGAAAAUUUUACGUGGCGAACGGAAGACGAAUGUGCGUCGAUAAGGGACGAGGAAAAUCCCGAAAAUGUGGAGUAUGAAGUUCAUGCUCGCGAAUCGUGCGACGAGUCGACGGAAGAGCCACAUUCAACGAAGAGAGAUCGCUUCGAAGUAUCGAUGAAAGGAUUAUCCAAUUUACAUCAAUCGGGAAUCGAGAAAGUUGCCAAGAGGCAACGAAUCGGCGACGAUCUUCGUGAAUUUAACGAGAACAGAUCGAACCGCGAUCCGAGCACCUCGGAAUCCACCAAGGUCGCGCAGUCGGAGGAUCUGGCGUCUCAGGUGCACAAAACGCAGGAGAUCUGUAGCUUGAUCGCGAAUAUGUCCUCGUCGUCGUUGAAUUACGAGCAGAAAAGAAGGAAGAAGAGCCAGGAACGUUUUCCCUUCACGAUUUCAGAGGCGUCGGGAAUGUUCUCGACGGAACGUAAAAACAUGUGCGAUUGUCGCGAAUCGCUCGAUAAGAAGAACCGUCCCGCGGACGCGCGACACGAAGAGAAAACCGCGCACCGGCUGACGACGCAUCCUAGCAUAACGAGAUUGGCCGUUUCGGGCUUGCCGGAAACAAUGGGAGAAAUUCUGAGCUGCGCCAUGCGGCAAGAGAAAGAAACAACGUCUUCCAAGUCCAAAUUACGAGCGAUCAUGCGAAUAUUUUCCUCAAAAUCCAAGAAGAAGACGAAACAAUCAAACAAUAGCAAAUCAUUAUUGGAAGCGACCGAGAUCAUUUACAAAAAUCGCGCCUGUCAAGCGGAUUCCAGAGCUAACAGUUGCUCGGGUGAUUCGAUCACUCACGGAACGAACUCGAUGAAUGACGACGAGCCCGGCAAUAAUCGUCGGAUCGACUGUAACGUAACGAGAUAUCAGAUUACUCGAUCGAAUCCCGCACUGGUCUCUUCAGGAAACGCUUUGAGAAAGACGGAGAGCCUCGAAGCAAUUGAUCGGGAACAUCCCCGCAGACGAUACGAUCGGGAUGAUCUGUGGGUUCGGGAUCCUUCAUCCGAGGAGAAGAUUAAUGAAACGCGAGAAAACGACAAGAACAACACGAGAGAAAGUUCGGAUGAUCGCUACUCAAUUUUUUUUGCGAAAAAUCUCGAAUCCGAUAGACUAUCGGAAUCGAACAAUUCUCCGAAAGACGAACGCGACGUAAUAACGUCCGGUCGCGCGCUGCUGUCGGACAAGAAGAGCAAACAGAUUCCAUCGAAUUGUGUCUCCGAUGAAGAGGAUGAAGACGUGACCGGUUGUUUCUGUUUAAAACUAUGUCGCCUUUUCGCUUCUUCGUCCAAGAAUCGAUCAUCGGUCAAAGAACAAAUACCUUUAUCUUCGAGAGCUGAAAAUUCGGUUUCCCUGCUGCUGAAAAGAAAGAAAUAAUGUUUUGUCAUUUCAUAGAAGAUAAUUUUCAUAGAAAUAUCGACAAUUGAUACUUCACCACGUUACAUCGGAUGGCAAUAUCAUCUUCAUUAUCGACCGAGAAGAAGUAUUUACUAUCGAUACAACAAGUUUUUCUCGUUUCCGCAUAAAGUAAUUUCUGCUA
Molecule: messenger RNA, 4129 nt
Organism: Pseudomyrmex gracilis
Lineage: Eukaryota; Metazoa; Arthropoda; Insecta; Hymenoptera; Formicidae
Exons: 2
Coding region: 115-3966 (1283 amino acids)
Source: RefSeq, a predicted model, not a curated record